CAUCGACACGAACCUCCGUGAAUGUUGACGACACGAGGCCGAUUCAAUUCUGACAUUUCUGAUUGUCAGUCAGAGUCAGUGGCCGGCCGUGUUACGUCGCGGUGCUAGUUCAGUUUCGGCAGUGUUGUCGGCAAGUCGGUCGCGAGCCGCACGCCUCGCGCAGUGAUAUCAAAUAAUAGUGACCUUCCAACUUCCUUGUUGUGUGAUCCUGCGUAGUAACUGUUGGCUCUCUGUGCUCAUAUAGCCUUCAAGAUGUCGGAGGACCUCGCGCAGGAGCUGCUGCAGGAGGCGGAGGGCUCGCUGUUCAGCACCUUCGACAUGAUCAUCCUCACCGCGCUGCUCGGCGCCACCGUCUGGUGGCUCUACAGCUCCAGAAAGGAAAACAAAAAAGAUGAAAUACUUCUCACCAAAUAUUCCAUUCAGCCGGCGGGCAACAUCCAGGUGACGGAGAACUCGUUCAUCAAGAAGCUGCAGUCGUCGGGGCGGCGGCUGGUGGUGUUCUACGGCUCGCAGACGGGCACGGGCGAGGAGUUCGCCGGCCGGCUGGCCAAGGAGGGCGUUAGGUACAAGAUGAAGGGCAUGGUGGCCGACCCCGAGGAGUGUGACAUGGAGGAGCUGACGCAGCUGAAGAACAUCGAGAACUCGCUGGCCGUGUUCUGCGUGGCGACGUACGGCGAGGGCGACCCCACCGACAACGCCAUGGAGUUCUUCGAGUGGCUCAAGAACGGCGAGCCCGACCUCUCCGGACUCAACUAUGCAGUGUUUGGUCUUGGCAACAAGACGUACGAGCACUACAACUCGGUGGCCAUCUACAUGGACAAGCGGCUGGAGGAGCUCGGAGCCACGCGGGUGCAUGAGCUCGGCCUCGGGGAUGAUGAUGCCAACAUCGAGGACGACUUCAUAACCUGGAAGGAGAAGUUCUGGCCGUCUGUCUGCUCGCGCUUCAACAUCGAGAGCGCGGGCGAGGAGGAGCUGGUGCGCCAGUUCCGGCUGCUGCGGCACGCGCCCGGCGAGCUGCCGGACACGCAGGUCUUCACCGGCGAGAUGGCCCGGCUCAACUCGCUGCACACGCAGAGACCGCCGUUCGACGCGAAGAACCCGUUCCUGGCGGAGAUUAAAGUCAACCGUGAACUGCACAAGGGCGGGGACCGCUCGUGUCUGCACGUCGAGCUCGACAUCUCCGGCUCCAAGAUGCGAUAUGAAGCCGGCGACCACGUGGCGAUCUACCCGACCAACGACUCCGCUCUAGUCGAGCGACUGGGCCAGCUGUGCGGCGCGUCCCUAGACGACGUGUUCUCACUGAUCAACACGGACACGGACAGCAGCAAGAAGCAUCCGUUCCCGUGCCCCACCUCGUACCGCACGGCGCUCAGCCACUACGUGGAGAUCACGGCGUUGCCGCGCACGCACAUCCUGCGCGAGCUGGCUGAGUACUGCACGGAUGAGGAGGACAAGAAGAAGAUGCUCCUAAUGUCGACCAACAGCACGGAGGGCAAAGCUCUAUACCAGUCAUUCGUGGCGGAGGCGGCGCGGCACGUGGCGGCCAUCCUCGAGGACGUGCCGUCGUGCCGCCCGCCGCUCGACCAUCUGUGCGAGCUGCUGCCGAGGCUGCAGCCGCGGUACUACUCUAUUAGCUCCAGCCCCAAGCUGCACCCGGACACGGUGCACGUGACGGCGGUGGUGGUCCAGUACUCCACGCCCACCGGCCGCGUCAACAAGGGCGUCACCACCACGUGGCUGGCGCAGCGCCGCCCCGCGCCCGGCGCGCCCGCGCCCAAGGUGCCCAUCUACAUUAGGAAGUCACAGUUCAGACUGCCGCUGCAGCCGCAGACGCCCAUCAUCAUGGUGGGCCCGGGCACGGGGCUGGCGCCCUUCCGCGGGUUCCUGCAGGAGCGCGCCGCCGCCCGCGCCGCCGGCCGCCCCACCGGCGAGGCGCUGCUCUACUUCGGGUGCCGGCAUAAGGACCAGGACUAUAUUUAUCAGGAGGAACUUGAAGAGUUCGAGCGCAACGGCGACGUGCAGCUGAAGCUGGCCUUCUCGCGCGACCAGCCCGAGAAGGUGUACGUGACGCACCUGCUGCAGCGCGACCUGGCGCAGCUGUGGGACCUGCUCGGCAACCAGAACGCGCACUUCUACAUCUGCGGUGACGCGAAGAACAUGGCGGUGGACGUGCGCAACCUGGUGCUGCGCGCGGUGCGCGAGUGUGGCGGCCGCAGCGAGGCCGAAGCGCAGCAGUUCCUCAAGCGCCUCGAGUCCAUGAAGAAGUACUCCGCCGACGUGUGGAGCUAGACCACUAGUCAUACACAUCCGGGGCUCUGAAGACGAAUAUGUGCUGUCGAAACUUUGAAUUCUUUGUUGUGAUUUUGUGUAAGGAGUUCAAAGUUUUGGUGGUGGAGAAUUUAGGAUUUCCGUCUUGAGAAUUAGCUCCAGUAGGGCACGUCCUUUACGCACAGUCAGCAGCUGACUGGGAGGUGGAUAGCCCUGACACACGGCUGCAUGUGUCUGUUGCUCGGGCACACAUCAUUCCAUUCUGUAGUCUGACAUAAUGUGAACUAUGUGUUAUGAAUAUGUCUUCCUAUAUGCGAGGCGUUUCACUUGUCUUCAGAUACUAUUUUUCUACAUAUUUGCCAGUUAAAGAAAGCCUCGAUUGAGCCCGCAGCAACAUUCACGUGCUAUUGUUUCGUUUACAUUUUAAUAGUCAAUUGAUUAAAUUAAAUAUCUGCGGAGUCGCUAAUAGUAUUCAUGAACUGCUGAUCCAUUGCUCUAUUACUGUGUAAAUAGACCUAACACAUUGUGAUAAUUAAUUAUUAGACAAUGAUGGGAACAAACGACCACUACUUAUGUUGUAAGUACAGUAAUCCGACCACUUUGAUCAUAACGUUAAGUACAGCUAUGCCACAUAAAUAGGUAUACCUAAUCAUUUAAUUUAGUAACAAAUUGAAGUUACUUAAGUAAAUGGAGAUAAUGUUUUCUAUGAGUGAAUAAUAAGUAAAUUUUACGAAUUCAUAACAAAUUGACUUGAAUGAGAGUAGGUGAGCGUCACUGUAUACUGUAGUAAAGCAUUCGUAUACAAGGAAGUUGUAAACGCACAUCGGAACUACGCUAAUAAACUGACCUGCGCCAGGUAUGAAAAUGAAUCCACCUACUUUAUAUCCCGGCUUGAUACAUCUAAUUUAAAAUUGAGAAAUUAUUUUUGGUGGUUUUUAUUUAUCCUGAAUUUUAUUUUUGUUGACUAUAAACAUACUAAUACUACAUAUACUUCAUGUAAAUAAUAAUCGGCCAAAUUAUCAGCUUAGGAGUUGUAACGCACACUCUCAUUGGUUCAUGUUGGUGUACUGUGCGCCGGUCAGUCCGUCGUUCCGUCGCGGUUGUUAUAGUUGUGCAGACGAGUUUAUGUAUUGUUGGCACCUAAUAAAGUUUUAUUAAGUGGACUGGGCAUAGAUCUAAGGACAUAAUAAUGUUGUGUAAUUUUUAUAUUAUAAUGUGAGUUAAUUUACAAUAUAAUUUAUUUCUUA
This is a messenger RNA of Plutella xylostella (diamondback moth), 3515 nucleotides long. RefSeq names its product Cytochrome P450 reductase (gene Cpr). Gene Ontology annotation, molecular function: FMN binding; NADPH-hemoprotein reductase activity; flavin adenine dinucleotide binding. Gene Ontology annotation, biological process: response to hormone. Gene Ontology annotation, cellular component: cytosol. NCBI's taxonomy places the organism in Eukaryota, Metazoa, Arthropoda, Insecta, Lepidoptera, Plutellidae. The record is from RefSeq and is a predicted model, not a curated record.